UUCAAAAAACGGAGUGAUGUCAAAUAACAGAAGCAGACUCGCUGACACAGUCAGCUGUCUUCCAACCAGCUUAUUCAACGCCCAUAACCCGGCCGAGGAGGAUAACUCGAUGCCCGAGACGUAGCCUAACCAUUCUGCAGGUAGUGGAUACAAUGUUUCAUUUGAAAUGAUCCAUUAUGACGUCGUCCAUCAUCGUCACAGUGCAACUGCACCUCCGUGCGCGAGGAAUCACUACGACAGAACAUUUUAGAUACUCUCGCCUGCAGUUUGAAACGCUUGAUCGUUGACUGAAAACAUAUUAAAGCUUAUUUCCACGCGUGUCAGUUUGAAAUACCGGGCUAGUGUCAGUUAACAAUUUUGAUAAUCCUCCUGCAAGCAGUCUUUGAAGUGAACAUCAAAGAAGAUUCGCUUUUUACGUUUCAUAUUCAAAAUGGGCGGGAAGCUUGCAUAAAACUUACAACACAUCCUUGCAAACCCACUGGAUACAGAAUAGAAAUGUCCUCGCGGAAUAACAGUGUUCUAACUCUAUUUAUGUUUCAGAGGUCGUUCGGAGGCUUGAAAUGACAACAUCUGCGCAUCGCAGUUCUCCAGCCCAUUGCACCUGCAUAAAGUUAAUAUCAGAGGACUCAUGAAAGGGACGUUUGGUUCUGAGAUUCGAGCAUUUUUUAAUGUGACUACUACAGAUCUGUUUGAAUGUGAGAUCAUAUCUGGAUCGAGACCACAGGAGAGCUGCAUGCCACUCAUGGGGAGGAACUUCGCGCAUCGAUCAUAAAAAAGAGGAUGUUUCUUUUCUUUUCCCUUUAUUCCCCCACAUAUAAUUCUUGAACGUGUAUGUAUUUGAUAAGAGAUGGCAUGGCAUCCCUGUUUUCUCCGCUGGUUCCGAUGGUUUCGAUAGGACGAUAUUAAUGUGGGUGGACCUUGGCGCAUCUCCAACGGAUAUUUUUUUUUUAGGGGGCCGCAGGAUCGGACUAUUUACUACAGCUUCGUAGUACUUUUUACAUAUAAACCAGCGGACUUUUUUACUCAAACACCAGAGAUAUUCCACCUCAUUUGUCAGGAUAUAAUGGCCGAGGACGCAGCUAUAGAUAGGCUGAGCACUGCAGCUGCGAUUGGAGAUCUUAAAGAAAUUGAGCAGACACUGCAAAGCAACGUGAACGUUAAUGAGAAGAACAAGUACGGCAGGACACCAUUGCAGGUGAUGAAACUUGGCUGCCCGUGCAUAGCGGAGGCGCUUCUUCGAGCAGGCGCCGACCCAAAUGCGCGCGAUCCCAUCCUACGAUUGACCGUCAGUCACGACGCCGCGCGAGACGGGUAUCUGGACACUCUACGGGUGCUCGCGCAGAAUGGUGCUGAUGUCAAUCUCCCUGACAACGACGGCAACCUGCCUCUGCAUCUGGCGGCGCGGGAGGGGCACCUGGAUGUCGUGCAGUAUCUCGUGUCUGACUGCAGCACGCCGCCUUUUCUGCCUAACGCGAAAGGUUACACGCCUCGUGACCUGGCUUUCAUGCACGAAAAACACAGAACUGUGGAGUGGUUAGAGAACAUUGUGCCUUCACAAGCCAGCUAGAGAUGAUGACUAUGGGCCUGUGUGUUUUGUUCUGUAACAGAGGUAGCAAACAAAUGCUGAAUGAGCGUUUUAUUGCAUUGCAGUCCAUUCAGUCAACUACCUCUUAUUGCAUUGUAAAAUAUUGGGCUCAGGGGCUUUUUUGUUGUUGUUGUUGUUGUUGUUAUUGUGAAGAACAAUUAACAUUUCAGUUGACCUUGCAUUUAUUUUACAUUUCCCCUAAUUUCAAACUGGCUUAAUUGAUUUUUAAUUUUUAUGAGAUAUUUUUCAGGUCAUCUAAGUCUCCAUUCUUUUAUUUGUAUAGAUCAUUUCUUUCACUAACUCUCAUGCAGGUUACACAUGUCCUACAUGUUUUGAUUUAUAACAAGAAAAAAAGAUAACCUAAAAUAAUCUCUUUUUUAUUGAAGUAAUUGCACUAUAAUGGUCAAAAUUCAACUUUAACCCCUGACUGCUCUGUUUUUGUUGUGUUUUAUGACAUUGAACUUGCACAUUUGCUUGUCAUUUAUGGCUUUUAACUUUUGAAUUACUGUGAAAGAUUGUAUUGUGUCGCAUUGAAAAUAUUAAAACCUUGCAAAAUAACCAAAGACAGCUGUUAAACGGUUUCGAUAUGUGUUCAUGAUGAUGUGUGUUUAACUCUGGCCUCGCGUCACUGAAAUACGGGUAUAGGCCUAUAAAACAUUUAUGAGACUGUAUUAGAAACAUGAAAUAUAAUUGACUGGGCAUUGAUAACUAUUGUUUGAUGUUGUCCAAUGUUUCAAAAAGGAAAAUAAAACGCUGUGACGCUC
This is a messenger RNA of Carassius gibelio (silver crucian carp), 2349 nucleotides long. Its product is annotated as cyclin-dependent kinase 4 inhibitor C-like. Gene Ontology annotation, biological process: regulation of cyclin-dependent protein serine/threonine kinase activity; negative regulation of cell population proliferation. The transcript has 2 exons. NCBI's taxonomy places the organism in Eukaryota, Metazoa, Chordata, Actinopteri, Cypriniformes, Cyprinidae. Gene Ontology annotation, molecular function: protein kinase binding; cyclin-dependent protein serine/threonine kinase inhibitor activity. Bases 1064 to 1567 code for a protein of 167 amino acids. The record is from RefSeq and is a predicted model, not a curated record. Gene Ontology annotation, cellular component: nucleus.